This is a messenger RNA of Besnoitia besnoiti, 906 nucleotides long. Its product is annotated as cytokine induced apoptosis inhibitor 1 family protein. Bases 1 to 906 code for a protein of 301 amino acids. The transcript has 7 exons. The record is from RefSeq and is a predicted model, not a curated record. Gene Ontology annotation, molecular function: iron-sulfur cluster binding. Gene Ontology annotation, biological process: iron-sulfur cluster assembly. Gene Ontology annotation, cellular component: cytoplasm. Lineage: Eukaryota; Apicomplexa; Conoidasida; Eucoccidiorida; Sarcocystidae.
AUGGCGGCGACGGCGUCCUCACGCGUUCUCGUCUUCGCUUCUUCUGCCUCGGCCACCGCAGCCACGGCGCUCCAGCAAAGCGCGCAAAACACAUUUUUCACGAUCCUUGAUCCAGAUGUUUUCGCUCAGCAGGCGGGGCAGAACGGGUCUGCCAUAGGUGCUGUGUACGAUGGCGUGCUUAUCUUGGAUCUUGGGAAGAAUGGGUCUGCAGAGAACGCCACACGAGUUGCAAUGCAGACUUUUGCGAAAGCUGUAUGCACUGCAGCGGCGCCGGGCGGCUUCAUUGUUCUGGCGGGUAAAAGCACUGACGGCGAGCAGACACGCCGGCUGAUGAGGCGGCUUCUCACGUACGAAGGGCUCGUUUCUGCCCUCGAUGCAGAGGUCGCCUCUUUCGUGGGAGAGAAACUGAAGGGACUCGACACUCCCGUGGAGUGGACGGGUAAAAAGCCGACAUGGGCUGCGGGCGCCGCGGAAAGGAUUUCCGGCGCUUCUGCGAACGGGACGACCCAGAUGGACGCAGAUGGUCUGAUUGACGAAUCGACGCUGAUCGAUCCCACGGAGUCUUACCAGCCGCUCGGAAAGGAUCGUUCGAGCUGCGCCUCAAGGCCGAAGGCGUGUGCAAACUGCACCUGCGGACGCAAGGAGGCAGAGGAGGCUGCAGAGAAGGAGGAGAGGAGAAAGAAGCUCGAGAGCGGCGAAAUCCGGUCUUCCUGUGGAAAUUGCUACCUUGGCGAUGCGUUCCGUUGCGCUGGAUGCCCCUACAGAGGCAUGCCUGCGUUCAAGCCAGGCGAAAAGGUCGCUUUGGCAGAGACUGCCGCGACGGCUCCUGCGGCGGGACUGCAGAAGGACGUUGCCACCGUGACUCAGAACAAGGUGCAGAUCACAGAUCUCGGUGACGAUAUCUAA